Messenger RNA from Ordospora pajunii, 1341 nucleotides. RefSeq lists its product as uncharacterized. The record is from RefSeq and is a predicted model, not a curated record. The transcript has a single exon. Bases 1 to 1341 code for a protein of 446 amino acids. Lineage: Eukaryota; Fungi; Microsporidia; Ordosporidae.
AUGGGAGUGCUGGGAAGUAAGAGAAGCAAGAAGCCAAUCGACAAUAGCAAGCAUGUGCAGCCAAGCAAAAGUACCAGUAAUGCGACUAAGGAGCUUGCUGUGAAACAGAAAAACAGAAAGGGAUCGAAUGCAGAUCGAGCGCAGCAAGCAGAAAAAAGCAGCGGAUCUAAAGGGAUAGUUUUGAAAAGAAGACCGUGCCCGAUUAGAGACAAUGUGUUUCCUGAUGCUAGCAAGCUCGAGAAGGAGUUGUUGAUGAAUGGAACAAAGACGGACAAGAUCGAUGUUCUUACGCUGAUGGUUGAACGAAACCCGUCGCCGGAGAACUUCAAAGGGCUGCUUGCAUUCUGUGAAAACCAGAGGAAUGAUGUUCAUUACCACGUGCUCAAGAACAUUAGAGACAUUCUUGUGUCAAAGAAGAAAGUCGACGACUUCUACAUCAAGCAGAGGAUAGUAAGGUCGUUUGAUGUGAACCUACGGAACGAAUACAUUAAGAAGAAGGUGCUGCGGCUGGUUGUUGAUCUGCUGAAGAAGAAUAUUCUGUUUAUUGAUCUGAUUCAUCUAUUUGUCAACAAGCUCGGAGACAAAAAGGAAAUUUCUGAAUAUGUGGUUGAUGAGCUAAGCGAGCUGGUUCCUGGGCACGAGGAGGUGGUUAUUGAUGUGUUGGAGGAUUUCUAUUUCAAGAACGAUCUUUUCCGCUCAAGACACACCUUUCUAAGGUUUGUUGCAAGGCUUGACUUUGAGAACAAGAAGAAGGCGUUUGGACUGUUUAAUGUUAUUUUGAAAGACUUUUGCCAGAGUAUGCCUGAAGAGCAUAGGAAUAUACUGCUUGAGGACAUAAUUGUUGGGCUUGGAAAGAAUAUAGAAAAUGAGCAGAUAGGCAAUGUGGAGAUAGUGAGACGAGCGGUUCAUACGGAAAAGAUGAUUUUCUAUGCAGGCAAAAUAUUGCUGAGAAUUAAGGAUGCCCGAGUUGUGGAGUUUUUCAAGGAAGCAAUAAAGUCGCACAAGAUGAGGGAUUCUAAGCGGAUGCCAGGGUUUAUUAAUAUGGUGCAUGAAGCGGUUAUGAGAAGCAGGGAUGUUGAGUUCUGUGAGUUUCUGGUUGAUUUCUGCCUUAUGUACACGCCGGAGUAUAUUGUUUCUGUGCUUCUAAUGUGCUCUGAGGCAAGGAAGUUCAAGAUGAAGGGAUUCGACAACAUGCACGUGCUGAGGAUUCUUGCACUGCAUCAGAACGAUGUUGUUAGAAAGCUUGCAUUGCAGCUGAUUGGAGGCGAGGUGGUUUAUGCUUUUGAUCCAUUUGACAAGAUAAGCUUUACAAGUGCAGAAAUGAUGUGCCUUGAUCUUUAA